Messenger RNA from Lactuca virosa, 1095 nucleotides. Lineage: Eukaryota; Viridiplantae; Streptophyta; Magnoliopsida; Asterales; Asteraceae. The record is from the annotation of a GenBank genome assembly.
AUGGCUUCCAAAGAAGAUGGACAGAGUUCUAAAGAAAAGUCUUCUCAUAAGGCUUCACACUCUCAUACAACUGGACCUUCAAUUGAGACACACUCGUCAUCACCUAAAAUUGAAAUGGCUGCAUCCAACUAUACUGCACUUCUCAACACUCAGGACCAACCCAAAGAAGUCGGUGUUAUAGUUGAAUAUCUACAAAAAUUCCCAUUGGCAUAUGCACUUCUUUCUACUUCUCCAACUCCACAAUCUCUUAUCUCCAAAGUCUUUCAAUCAGCAGUCAUCGCCACAAGAGCAAGGUCCAAACAACUUGAUGUUGAAUUUAAUCUGUUUCAAGCUACCUUGGUUCUAACUAAAGAAGAGUUCGCAGUCAGUUUAGGUCUAAGCGAUAUUCCUCCUAAACCUCAGACAUUGGUCACACCAACUUCUUCUCAAUUGUUGACAAUGUUCAAGGAAAUUGGAUAUAAAUUUGUAGACAAAAACGAACCAUGCCUUUCAAGAAUUCAGAAAUCUUGUCUUCCCACACCAUGGCACUUUCUCAGUUCCGUCCUCACUAGAUGUCUCUUUGGAUCAGUUGGUGGACGCAGUAAAGGUAAAACAGACCUUUGGAUUCUAAUGUACGGGCUCUUCUACGACAUCAAUGUUGACUACGCGUCUAUUCUUUGGGAAGAUUUCCUCAAUUCUCUCCCUGCCUCAAAGAAUAAGUUUUUGAUUCAUAAUCCUCGCUGGUGGUCUAUCAUUAUUUAUGAUGGCAUCAAUAAUAGUAAUCUUGCACCAGGAUGGAUUCCAGAAGGCCCACAACCACAUUUCCUGUAUGAAAAUAGUGCUUCUCUAUGCUCAUAUCAAAAGUACAUCCAGGGAAUCAUUUCGCCUCCCAAAAAGAAGAGGAAGCCUUCUGAUCAUGCAUCCAAGAAGUCGGAAAAGAAGAAAAAGAAAUCCAAAUCAAAUCAACCGCCCCCUAUCCCAUCUCCAGUCGUCUCUGAUGAUAAUGAUGGAGCAGAUUUAGAGGAACCAACAUCUCUUCCUAAAUCUGCUCCAGUUUCACCAGCACGUGUUCAGUCGGCUCUAGAAAGUCCAAUAUAUCGUGUCUCCUUGGGUUAA